AUGCCGCUCUUCCAGCGGGAGAGCUCCACGACCUCGAAGCGGGGCAUCGCCGCGAGCAAGAGCGAGCUCCUCGCGCGGCUCGCCGAGUUCUCGGCCGUCGACGACAGCGCCUACCUCAGUGAGGAGGGCUUCGUCGAGGCGCGGCGCGCCGCCGUGCGGCAGCAGCGGCGGCUCGUGCGGCGGAGCGACGAGGGCAGCGGCUUCCUCUGCGCGCCGUCGACGCGCAAGAGCUCGCAGCGGCACCGCGUCUGGCAGCCCGACGACGUCCGCGCUCCCUGGAUCGAGUACGACAAAGUCUGCGCGGAAGGCGCGAGGACGCUCGAGCGGCCCCGGAGCGCCGUGCGGGGCGGCGCGGGCGUCACGGAGCGCUUCGCGGGCCUCGGUGGCGCGCGCGCGGCGCCGCGGCCGGGCAGCGCCGCGGCGCUGCGCCGCGCGUCGCCGCCGCCGCGCCCGGAGUCCGCGCCGCUCGGCCCGCGGGGCGACGCGGCGCGGCCCGGGUCCGCGCCCCACUGGGGCCGGCGGAGCGCGGCCCAGGAAUCGACGGCCUCGGGCGCGAGCCCCGAGGUCCUGCGCCGGCGGCCGGGGAGCGCGCCGCCGGGCGCGCGGCGGCCGCCCGAGCCGGAGGACCCGGACGACCCGUCGCGCGCGUCCUUGGAAGACACGCACGCGCUCUACGAGCCCACGGUGCUCGUCUCCGAGGCGGAGCCGCCGCGGGCGCGGCCGGGCAGCGCGCCGCCCGGGAGCCGCAAGCCGCCCAUGUUCUCCAGCGACGAGCUCUUCGCGUCGACCAGGGCAGCAAAAGAGAGCGAAAUUCCCAACUUCAAAGGCUCCGAUCUCGGCCAUGCGUCCACGGCGCUCCUCACGGAUUACAAGGCGUCGGCCGCCGCGCCCGCGACGAAGCCGCGGCGCUUCGCGCGCGUGGACCCCAACGUGCCGGCGACGCGGCGGUCCCUGCUGACGCGCCAGCUCAGCGCGUCGACGCUGCCGCGGCCCGUCGCCGCGGACGUCAUCCUCGACGACGUGCCCGACGCCGUCGACGACUGGGACGUCGACGUCGACGUCGCCGCGGCGCUGCGCCCGGGCAAGCGCGUCGUCACGGCCUGGACGGCGAGCUUCCGGAGCGGCUACGCCCACGGCUUCGAGUCGCUGGCCGUCUACGCGGAGGCGACGCUGGGCGAGGCCGAGUGCCGGAC
This is a messenger RNA of Aureococcus anophagefferens, 1193 nucleotides long. RefSeq lists its product as hypothetical. The record is from RefSeq and is a predicted model, not a curated record. The annotation marks the transcript as partial. NCBI's taxonomy places the organism in Eukaryota, Pelagophyceae, Pelagomonadales, Pelagomonadaceae. The transcript has 2 exons.